This is a messenger RNA of Telopea speciosissima, 2375 nucleotides long. RefSeq names its product dolichyl-diphosphooligosaccharide--protein glycosyltransferase subunit 2-like. The transcript is spliced from 20 exons. Gene Ontology annotation, biological process: protein N-linked glycosylation. Gene Ontology annotation, cellular component: oligosaccharyltransferase complex; membrane. Bases 129 to 2195 code for a protein of 688 amino acids. Lineage: Eukaryota; Viridiplantae; Streptophyta; Magnoliopsida; Proteales; Proteaceae. The record is from RefSeq and is a predicted model, not a curated record.
GGGGGAAUUAAUUGCCGCAGAUAGCAGGUUUUUAUUUGAGUUCCGCACAGACCCGAACAGAACCGAAGUCCCACCACAAAGUCUGCGACUUCAAAGACUUCGAAAGUCGCUCGAAACACUGUUAAGGAAUGGCCAGAAAUCUGGGGUUUCUGGUUGUGAUUCUGUUUCUCUCACUAUCCCUAUGCGAAGCCGCGAUCUUUCGACCUACAACGGAUAGUCAUCGGUCAGCUGCUUUAGAGCUUUUCACAGCGGUCGAUGGAUCUCACAGAAGCUUGGAAGAGGCAUAUGAAGCACUAAGAACAUUUCAGGUUCUUGGCAUAAAAAUGGCUGCUGAUACAAAUAAAGAAACAUGCUCAAUUGUUGUAGAAAAACUUGGGCAAUCAUCUUCAAGUCCAAAGGAUAUGUUUUAUGCCUUAAGAGUUAAUAGUAUCUUGCAGUGCAAUAUUAAUGUGGAUAAUUUUGAGGUUAUGGCUUCAAAACUUCAAGCAGUUGUGAAGGAUGCAAAUUCGUUAGUUGACCUUUAUUAUUCAAUUGGAAGCUUGGCUCUUAUUAAGGCUGAGGACUCUGGAAGCAAUGUACAUCUUGGGGAUGCAGAUGGAAUUUUUCAUUCUAUUAAGGCCCUCAGCCAGAGUGAUGGAAGAUGGCGAUAUAGCUCUAGUGGUGCUGAGUCUAGUACUUAUGCUGCUGGGUUAGCACUUGAAGCACUUGCUGGAGUUGUCUUGCUAGCUUCGUCUGAAGUUGAUCAAUCCAUGAUCGGUACAGUGAAAAAUGACAUAGUAAAGCUUUUUGACAGUCUUGAGAGAUACGAUGAUGGUGCCUUCUACUUUGAUGAGAAACUUGAGCAUCAAGGCCCUCUUUCGGCCACUGCAUCGGUAGUACGUGGCAUAACAGCAUUUGCAGCCGUUACAUCUGGAAGCCUGAAUCUUCCAGGUGAUAAAAUCGUGGGUUUGGCCAACUUUUUCCUUGGAAUUGGAGUUCCUGGCACUGCCAAAGACUUAUUUGACCAGAUAGAUUCGUUGGCUUGCUUAGAGAACAAUAGGUUUUUCAUUCCACUGAUUUUUUCACUCCCAGCUUCUGUGCAUUCCUUGACUACGAAAGACCUACUAAAGGUUAGAGUGAACACUGUUCUAGGAUCCAAUUCACCUCCGUUAACAGUGAAACUUGUGAAAGCUUUCAGUUCUGGUUCAAAAGAUACUCCCAUAAUUGAGAAUAAGGAACUCAAAUUUGACCCAGAAAGCUCAAUUCAUUCCUUGGAUGUCCUGCCAAAGACUGUUGAUAUUGGGAAGUAUAUAUUCGUGUUUGAGGUUGUGCUUCAUGAUCCUGAGCACAAGAAAAUUUAUGCUACUGGAGGCCAGUCUCAAGUGACGGUGUUUUUCACUGGAGUCAUCAACAUUAACAAAGCAGAAAUUAUGGUGCUGGAUAGUGACCUUGGAAGUAUUGAGACCAAACAAAAACUGGAUUUAUCAGGGGAAACCAGUGUGUCACUGUCAGCAAACCAUCUGCAGAAGUUGCGGUUGUCCUUUCAGUUGACGACUCCUCUUGGCCACGUUUUUAAGCCACAUCAGGUGUUCCUUCAGUUGAGACAUGAAACCAAAGUUGAGCAUAUCUUUGUGGUGGGGAAUUCUGGAAAACAGUUUGAGAUAGUACUAGAUUUCCUCAGUUUAGUCGAGAAGUUCUACUAUCUCUCUGGAAGAUAUGACAUUCAACUUACUGUUGGUGAUGCUGCCAUGGAAAACUCAUUCUUGAAGGAUUUGGGCAAUAUUGAGUUAGAUCUACCAGAGCCACCAGAAAAGGCAACACGCCCUCCUCCACAAUCUGUUGAUCCCUACUCAAGAUAUGGAUCCAAACAGGAAAUAACCCAUAUCUUCAGGGUACCAGAGAAACUUCCGCCCAAGGAGCUUGCUCUUGUCUUCUCGGGUCUUACGCUUCUACCAUUCAUUGGUUUCUUAAUUGGGUUAUUAUGUUUCAGAGUGAACUUAAAGAACUUCCCUACUUCAGCCGUACCGGCUACAUUUGCUGCCCUCUUCCAUGUUGGCAUUGCAUCUGUUCUUUUGCUUUACCUGCUUUUCUGGUUGAAGUUGGAUUUGUUCACGACACUGAAGGCCCUUGGGUUCUUGGGAGCUUUUCUGUUAUUUGUCGGACACAGGGCAUUAUCUCACCAUGCCUCAGCAUCGGCAAAGCUGAAAUCCUCCUAGUGAGGGAGUUCACUCUUAAGAUCACUUUUGAUUCAAUUUUGUAUUAUUAGGAACUGAUGAGAUGAUUUAUCUUUAAAGAUUAUUUUGGUAGAAGUAAAGAGGCUUCACAACAAAGAUACAAUUUGUUUAUCAGGAGGCUUCUUUGUCUCUCUCUCGCUUCACAUAGUUGUUUAUCAGGAU